AUGGUUGAUUUACUCGACCUACCGACAGAGAUCGUCCAGCGCGUCUUCAACACACUAGCCAGAAAGCAUGGUAUACCAGCAGCGUGGUUGGCUCGAGGAACCUGCACCUCGUUUCGCGAUUACAUCACGUACGACAUCCUCGCCAACCCAGCGCUUCACGCCUACCUCAAGACGCCUGCCGGUCGCAAGAUCCUCAAGGAGUACCUCGCCGACUUCCUCUUCGUGCGAAGCAAGAAGCUCAACGGCUUCGCACGCAGCCAUGUGACGGACUUUAUCCGCGCUAUUCUGCGUGCGAUGAGCCGAUGGAUCGCCAACGACACUGAAGAGGCUGCACUCAGGAGAGCGCUGUGUGAGCUAUUCGUUCGCAACCACAGCGACGCGUUCAGAUGCGUUACUACUGACUUCAACAAAUUGGGAUACUACAUGCCGAACACCAUCCGGAUCACUGAUGCUGCGCUGAUUGCUGCAGCCGCCGCAACCGGAAAGCUCGACGCGUUGAAGCACUUCGUCGGCGCUAAUAAGUGUCUGCUGUGGUCGCAGUCACUGGCUUUUGGUUACCCACUUGACGCCGCGGUGUAUGCGAGACAGGAUGUUGUCACCAAGUCGAUCGUGAAGCAGGCAGUCACCAAUCAGAACCGUGACAUCGCUGGAUACCAAUACAGCGAGCAUAUAUCCUUCCGCCAAGCCAUCUGCACUACCAUCGAACUGGAAGAUCACCUUAAGACCAACUAUCUCCUGGCAAAGUACAUCACCGCAUUCAGUUCCGCAACCGAAGCCUGCAUGAAAGCCUGGCUGAACAAAGCCAUCCAGACCAGCAACGAAGAAAUCCUCAAGCUUCUUCUUGCUUUGCCUUCGCAAACCGGUCCGUCAACCAUCUACGCCGCUUUCGAAACAGCGUGUCGUCUUUCAAAGCCAGAACUCCUCCAUCUACUCUUCGGUCCUCAGAUCGGUCAGACCACCCUAGCCAUCAACCAAGUCCAAGGCUCCACAUACGCCCUCCUCACCGCCGUCAACGCAUGCACAACACCAGCCGCUGGCACCUUCAUCAAGGCGCUGUUGAACCUAGGCGCCGAUCCCAACGGUCCCGUGUAUCUAGCCGGUCUCGAGCGGCCUCUUCGAGCAGCGAUGCGUUAUGACCGCAGCAUCGCUUGUCUGGUCUUACUUGAAGCUGGUGCUAAUCCGUAUUUGGUCACACCUGGAAGUUUGGCGUGGGUUGAGAGUGUGAAGAUGAGGUACCAGGAGGAUACGUGGGCGGGAAGGAUGUUCAGGGAUGCGCUUGAGGUUUGCGAGGUGCCUGCGGUGGCUAGGGAUGAGGACUUUCUUGUUGAGGUGGAUUAG
This is a messenger RNA of Alternaria conjuncta, 1338 nucleotides long. RefSeq lists its product as uncharacterized. Bases 1 to 1338 code for a protein of 445 amino acids. Lineage: Eukaryota; Fungi; Ascomycota; Dothideomycetes; Pleosporales; Pleosporaceae. The record is from RefSeq and is a predicted model, not a curated record. The transcript is spliced from 2 exons.